This is a messenger RNA of Microcebus murinus (gray mouse lemur), 7449 nucleotides long. It is a transcript of the gene OXNAD1, whose product is annotated as oxidoreductase NAD binding domain containing 1. NCBI's taxonomy places the organism in Eukaryota, Metazoa, Chordata, Mammalia, Primates, Cheirogaleidae. The record is from RefSeq and is a predicted model, not a curated record. Gene Ontology annotation, molecular function: oxidoreductase activity. Gene Ontology annotation, cellular component: mitochondrion.
CAUCAACGGCCAAUAGAAUGUGGGGCUCGCCCGCGCAGCUGCUACGUCACGUUGGGCCCGCUGAGGCUCCCACGCGCCGGCGGUGGAAGCUGUCCAGGGUCUGCAGGCUAGGUAUCUGCGGCAGCGGUGUCCCUGCUUCACCUUUCGGGCCUAGAGAAGCCUUGAGUCGUCCGGUGAAGGCUGUGGCAGGCGUCAGGAACUUUGUGAGAAUUUCAAUGUAUGGAAAAAUUGUCCAUGUUCCAAGUGGUGUAUAUCCAAAGGUCUCAGUGUAAUACCAGGACCAAAACAUUCUGUGUCAGUCAGCCAGCUGAACACUUAAUGACUCCUAAAAUCUCAUGGACUUCUAAAUUCUAAAGAAGUACCAUGGCCUGUCCUGCUGUCUUGAUUCCUGGGUUGUUGCGAGGUUCUGUUGGAGCCAUCUGUGCUCAGGCCCCUUUAUUGAGAUUGACACCCAGCACUUUGCGCCGCCUUACUCUAACCAGUGUAAUGAAAUCCAUAAGGAAAACUGAUCACUUGGAGAGAACUGCAAGUGUCCUUCGCCGGGAGAUUGUGUCAGCAGCUAAGGUGUGCGCAGCUGCCAAUGAGUCACCAUCAGUGAAGAGCCUCCGCUUGCUUGUUGCCGAUCAAGACUUUUCUUUUAAAGCUGGCCAGUGGGUUGAUUUCUUUAUCCCAGGAGUCUCUGUGGUUGGUGGAUUUUCAAUAUACUCCAGCCCAAGACUGCUAGAACAAGAGAGAAUGAUAGAAUUGGCAGUGAAAUAUACGAAUCACCCUCCUGCUCUCUGGAUUCACAAUAAGUGUACACUUGACUCUGAAGUGGCUGUGAGAGUGGGUGGAGAAUUCUUCUUUGACCCUCAGCCUGCAGAUGCCUCUAGAAACCUCGUGUUGAUUGCAGGAGGAGUUGGAAUUAACCCCCUGCUUUCCAUCCUGCGGCACUCAGCAGAUCUGCACAGACAGCUGGCAAACAAAGGAAGUGGAUAUAAGAUAGGAACAAUAAAACUAUUCUACAGUGCAAAAGAUACCAGUGAACUCCUGUUUAAGAAAAAUAUCCUCGAUCUAGUAAAUGAAUUUCCUGAGAAGAUUGCAUGCAGUUUGCAUGUUACAAAACAGACUACACAAAUCAGUGCAGAACUCAAGCCAUAUAUCACAGAAGGAAGAAUAACAGAGAAGGAGAUAAGAGAUCAUAUUUCAAAAGAGACUUUGUUCUAUAUUUGUGGCCCACCUCCAAUGACGGACUUUUUCUCCAAGCAACUGGAAGAUAGCCAUGUUCCCAAAGAACAUAUUUGCUUUGAGAAGUGGUGGUAGAAGCAGGAAAAGGCAGAAAAGAGAAGGAGGUGGUGAGAUCUGCUCAGGACCGUAAGAGAGAGAUGUCAUUGUGGCAAGAUGAAUUGAUCUCUACUUAGUUGUCAUAUUUUUUAAGGCUGUGAACUAAGCGACCAGCUGGAGAAUCAAAGAAAAGCCAGCCGACAGACUAAAUGGUAAACUUUUUGCACGAACCUCAUUGAUCAAACUAUAUUUUACUAUAUUGAUUUUCUUUAUUAAUAACUAUUUAAUUAUCUAAUCAUGUACCAUGAGUUGGUUAAUAUAGAUUUGUUUUGCCCUUAGGCAAUAGAACAAUAUAUACUUAACAUUAAAUCACAGGAAAAUGUGAUUUUGUGUGUGAACUGUGGGCUAGUUUUAAAUUAUUUGACAGCCAUCUAUGUAUCUUAUGUUUGCUAAACUUAUAAUUUAAAUACAUUCUUAAUAAUUUUACUUUGAAAAUUCUUUGUAUUUAAUGCCUUUAUUUACUUUACCAUGGCCUACAGCCUUAUUUGGACCAUCUAAGUUGAGUUUGGAAAUGGAAAAUAAUUUGGAAAACUGCUUUAGGGUGUUGAAUAUCUAGCAUAUUUGCUUUUUCGUUAAUGAAUAUCCUAAGUAUGUAUCCUAAUUGUUAGCUUCUUCCCAAAUGAAAUCCUUUCUAUGUCUCCACUCCCUGCCUUAACACUCUGUUAGAGGUGGAUUCUUGUUUGGGACAAAGGCAUUGGUUACUGUUGUGUUCCAUUCAGUGACUGGGCAGGCUGGUUGUGGAAAUGUGCUUAGGAUUGAUUAGGACGUAAGAGCCAUUUCCAAAUCCUGCUUCUCUACUUUUUAUUUCAUUCUUUCACCAGGGUUUUUCUUGGCACCAGCGGCUACUUAACACAUACUUGUUGAAUGACUGAAAGAAAGCAACUAAUGUUUCAACUCUUGCUAAGUCUGGGUUUGGGAGGCAAUCCCCCAAGGUAGAUAGAAUGGUGGAGCCUCAUCCCAAUGCUGCUCUGAUGAAAGUGCUAGAAAGCAGGCUGUAAUUCUUACAGCAUAGUGAGGUGCCACCCACUGCCUCUGUUCAAUCACCACCAUGGCUGUGUGCCUACUCUUGUCAGAGAGCAAGGGCCACCUGUCCUGGAGAAUCCAGCUCUACCUGCCACCCUGCUGCCAGCCCACUGUCACCAUUUAUGAACUACUAAGGGUGUUCCUUUCAGCUCUGUCAUUCUGGUACUAAGUGGUUAACAUAAUUUUCUGGUCUGCAGGCCAGUAAUGUCCUGUUGCCCUUGUCUUCCAGGCCCAUCCAUAUCUCUACCAUACUCAAGUUGAGUAACUCCAACUAGGGUGGCUUGGUAUUUAUAAUGUGGUGGCUGAGAGUAUAGACUAGAGAAAGCCCUUGAGCCAGACUGCCUGGGUUCAAAUCUCACCUAUGCCAAUUACUAGAUGACCUUGAGCAAAUCACUUAACUGCUUUAUGCCUCAUUUAUUAAUAAAAUUACAUACUUGCAGCUAAUUGUAAAGGGGAUAAUCCUACUACCUACCUCAUUGGGCUGUUAUAGGGGAUUCAAUGUGAUCAUACAUGUACAGUGCUUAGAGUACUGCAUGAGCGUGUUAUUAUUAAUAUGCUAUUCCUUGUCCUGUUCUGAAAGGAUUUCAAGAGGCUGGAUAUCUUAGAUUUGGUCUAUUAACUUGUAACCUUCAUGUGGGUAGGGUCCUGUCCUGUUUAGCACUGUGCUUGGCACAUAAGAAGUACUUCAUAAAUAUGUGGGUAAAAGGCCUACCCAGAGCUGAUGAGCUGGAUUAACAGAUCUCUUAAGUAUCUUCUGUCCCUGUGAAUUUGAGAAAUUAUUUAUUCUUAUGACAUGAGACCCUCCCACAGUAUACUCAAUUAGGUUAGUCUGAUAAAUGUGUCUUUCUCAAAUUUUCAAUGUUAGUAUGAGCACCGUUGCUCACCAAAAAAUGGAGCAAACACCUAUUCUUCCCCAUAAGUUUGCCAUCAAAGGGGCUUUCCAUGAGGCAGGGAGCAUUUUAUCACCAACAGGUUGUCUCCAGGUGGGUAGGUGGCUGUGGAGCCCUAAGAUAAGGAUGUUCUCUAGGACUCUGGUUCUGGUCAGUGACCUCUACUUUAAAAAAAAAAAAAAGUCCUGUGAAAAAUGUCAGACACACCGAAGUAGAGGAGAUAGUAAAGUGACUUCACAUGCAUCCAUCACCUGGCUUCAAUGACUAUCAACAGUCUGCUGUUUGUUUUUGUUUACCCUCAACUUCUUUGUGUUGUUGCUGUUGUUUUUGCUGGUGUAUUUUAAAGCAAAUCCUAGAAAUUAUAUCAUGUCACCUGUAAAUUCUUCAGUAUAUAUCUCUAACAGGUACACACUUCAACAUGACCACAGUGUCACCGUCACACUCAACACAAGGAGCAAUGAUUCCUUAAUAUCAUCUAAGUCCCUUCAGUGCUGUGUUCCUCCCCUGUGGCAUCAAAAGUCCACACAUUGCAUUAGGUUUGUAGGUUUUUUAAGGUUUUUAAAAUCAUUCCAUCCUCCUUUCCACUCUUCUGUAUUUCAGGUAAAUUGGUAAUUAGACCUAGAGCUUAUUUAUAUUCAGCUUUAAGAUUUUUAUUUAUUUUUUUUUGCAAAACCACAUUAUAAAGUGGUGUACUUCCUGUUACAUCAUAUGAGAUAUAUAACGUGUGCCCCACUUUUAAUGUUGUUAAGAUGGAUCAGUGGUUUCAGCUUUUGUCAGCCUGAUUCAUCUAAUAUUAAAGGUUGCCAUCAAACUUCCACCUAAUUGUUUAAUUAGCCAUUGAUCAUUGCCUGUAUCUGUUUUCUUAUUAAGGAUUAAUUAUCCAUUUCUAUUCUUCCUGCAUUUAUUGUCUGUGAUUCUUCUAUAAAGAACUGUCCCUCAUCAGCUUGGAUUACCUGAAAUGAGUCUGUAAAGGAAAGGUAGGAUCAAUGCUUGAUUUCUUUCCUUUUAUUCAAUAAUUAGCACUGUGGUCUCUGGGCUGUGGAUCACCCACCACCCAGCUCCGUGACCACUGUCUGCCCCCACCUCCCCGCCAUGUCCAUGGAAAAAUUGCCUUCUAUGAAAUUUAGGAACCAGGUCAUGUAGCCGGCGUGGCCGGCAGGCAAGUAAAGCUUCCCCAUCGCUGAUGUCACCGGUGGCCUGAGCUCCACCUCAUCUGUUGAAAAAUUGUCUUCCAUGAAAUCAGUCCCUGGUGCCACAAAGGUUGGGACUGCUGAAUUUUAGCAUAUUACGAGUUGGUAUUAUUUAAAGUAUCAUUGUGAACUCAAGGCUUUUAUAAAUUUGGUUGUUUUUAUCUAUCGUGGUUAAUUGUUUGAUGCUCACUUGUCUCAGGUUGCCUGUGCUAUAUCAGUGGCCCAUACUAAGUCAUGGGGGCUGAUGAAGUUUUUGGCUCUUAAGAAGUAUAAAAAGUGCCCUAAAAAACAGGUAGGAGGAAAAGGAGAUGAGUAUAAUGUUAGAAAGCCGCAUGAAGAAAGCGUUUCAUAGAGGACGGACCCGUGAGCUGUGUGAUGCUGCUGACAGGAGGAAAGAUGGUUCGGGUGAGUGACCACUCAGUGUUGAUUUGGCCACUGCAAGGUCAUUGGAGAUCUUGAUAAGAUGGAUAGCGGGAGUGAAAACGCUAGAGUGGGUGUUUAGGAACAACUGGGAGGAAAGAAAUUAGAAAAAGUAUAGGUAAUAGCUUCAAAGAACUUUACUAUAAAGAGAAGGAAAAAGAUAGGGUGGUAACUGGGAAGGGAAGUGGGGUCAAGAGAACACCAUUUGUUUUACUCAUUGGGUUUUUUUGGUUUGUUUUUUAAACUUUAUUUUGAAAUAAUUUUAGAUUUAAAGAAGAGUUGUAAAGUUAGUGCAGGGUUCCAAUAUACCCUUCACUUAGCUUCCUUGAAUGUUUAACAUAACUAUAUUUAUCAAAACAGAAAUGAGCAGUAUAGUUAAAUUGGAACAGUACUAUUAACUAGACCACAGUUUUUCUAAGGUGAGAGAAAUGACAACCUGAUUAUAUGAAAAGCUAUGGAAGAGUCAUUCAGUGGGACUACAGUUGGGGAAAUUACAACUUUUUCUAGGGGACGACAAAUUGAUUAACUGUCAUUUAUUGAGCAUCUGCUACGUGCAGUUACUGAGCUAGACAUAGGAAAGUAUAAGACUAAAGGUUAUCUUGAGGAGCAAGUUAUAAAUACUUUGGGAAACAGUAUUUUUUAUGAAGUUGAAGAGUGAUAAAUAUCUUCUAGAAAGAACUGUAUUACACACUGAGAUCAUUUCAACAAGAUUAAAAGUGGAAAUGUUCUGGAGAAAACUGUGUUUUUGCAAGCGUCACUGGUUGAAGGAGAAGCUGUAGAGGAUGGGUGACUUAAGCGAGUCACUAGAGCGAUGGAUCCUGUGGGUGGGGGGGCAGUGGGGAGUGCUGCACCCAUGCUCUGGAGGUCAUGCUCAGGAGCUUUGUUAUUACUGGAUGCACAGCACAAGUACACGAGUGUGUGCAGUGAAUAUCAAACAAUCCAAGGUCAUGUGUCUGCUACUAAGAAUUUUUUUUCUUUCUGAAUGGAAAACAGCAAUUUCCUUCAUUCCUGGGUAUUGCAGAUGAUCAUAUGCUGAUAAUUUAGCCUGAGAGCUGUUAUUUCAUUUAUUUUAAAUAAAACUCAAAGAAGUGUACUGUUCUCAUCUUAGAGAAUAUAGUGAGAUGUCUUGUCUUUAAUAUUACUCUUUCCUAAUAUGCACAUAAGCUAUCAGUGUGAUGAUGACAUGUAAAGAUACCUACUAACCCGCCAUCAAAUCAAGGCAUGCAUUUUUAAAUGUUUUGUGCUCAAGAAUCCAAACCUUUCUAGUUAUUGAACACCCAUCUUGAUCUGGUCUGUUUUGAGUUCUUAAAACCCUGCAGGAGCCCAUAAGCCUAACCUAGCCCCCUCCAUCUCAUGCCCAUGUACCAUUUUGCUAUACUUGAGCAUAACAAAGUUUCAUCUAUUCCUUUUUUCUUUUUUGAUUACCUAAUACAUAUGACCACAAAAAUUAAAUAUGAAAGUAUAUACACUAAAAUGCUGAAGUCUUCUCUUCUAUCCAUUCCCUCACCUAGAAGGAACCUCUGUAUAAAGAGCUUGCUGGGUAUCUUUUAGACAUCUGAUAGUGUAUUAACCCUGUAUACAUUCACAACUAUGUGUGCUUAUGUUGUGCAUCUCAUCUUUUAACACACUCUAAAUUAUGUCCUCAGUUUUUGGCUAUUACAAACAAAAUUGCAGUUAGCAAACUUGUUCUUAUAAUUUUUCUGUACAUAUUCCUGUAAAAUUACUAGAAGUGUCAUUUCUGGAUCAAAAAUUGACUGGUAGCACCAGAUUAUCCUACAAAAUGCCUAAUCAAUUUAUAUUCUAACAGGAUAUGAAAGUGCCCAUUUCUGGCCAACACUAGAUAUUCUUAGUCUUUAAAUAUUUUUUUCCUAGAACAGUUGAAGAUGAUUUUUUUUAAUUAACAAUUUUCAGAUUGUUCCAUAGCAUUUUUUUUCCUGAACUUUUUAGCCAUUCCUAUUUCUUCUUUUGAGAAUGGCAUAUUCCUGUUAUAUGUCCAUUUUGAUGUCUUACUGAUUUGUAACUCUUUAUAAAAAUAAAAUGAGUGCUAAUCCUUUGUCUGUUAGAUAUAUUGCAAAUAGAGUAAAAAUCCAGCUAGGCUUAUCUGUUCUUAGAGACUGUAGGAGCCUAGAGAGAAGAAACAGAACAGGAAGCGGCAGAUUGGCUGAGUGUGUGUUGUGGUGGAAGGAACGUGGUGCCAGACUGCAAGAGCCCUAAAUCGUCCCCAUUCUACAGCUUGCUGCCCGUGUGACUCAUCGCGCCUGUCGCUGUAACCUGCUUUCCUCUGUCACGUAGGUAAGACGAUGUGACUUUAAAAUCCCUUUACAGUUUCACAGUGGAGAGAGAUCAAGGUUGACCAUUGCAAUGAGAGAUGAUGAAGGAUUAUCUUAACUGUCUUCAAAUAUUUGUUGAAUUUUUGCAGUGACUAUUGUUUGUAUUUCCAGUGUUGACAGAAUAAGCAGAAAAUGGUCUUGGACUAAAGCAAGAGAAGAGUUUAGUGUGAUGUAGAGGACUUUUGGACUGUACUGCUGAUUAAAUUCUGGAGCCAGGGCCCAAGAGAAAUGGUGGAAUCACCAUUAAUGAAAAAUAAAACUGACAUUUGCCCA